This is a messenger RNA of Rotaria socialis, 534 nucleotides long. Lineage: Eukaryota; Metazoa; Rotifera; Eurotatoria; Philodinida; Philodinidae. The record is from the annotation of a GenBank genome assembly.
AUGGCCGUAUUUGGAACUGAUGAAUAUGAAUUCAAAAUGUUCGGCACUACGGUGACUGUACCAAAUGCAGAUAUUGCCAAAAUAAUGCAUUAUUUAGAUUGUAUAUGUACCGUUAUUGAUUACAAUGAUAAUGACAUUAAUCGAUAUCGAAAGUAUUCAAAUUGGGCUAAUAUGUCGAAUUAUGAAGAUCGUUUGAUUUAUUUACUGGCUUUAGCACUGUCGCCAGAUGAAUUAGAAGACAAAGUCUUUUUUGAGUCAACAGAAUUGUGCCCUACAACGAACAACCAAUUUUAUGAAAUUGGUCAGAUUAAAAAUCUGUUAGUGGUUGCUCCAUCAAUUAUCAUCGGUGGUCGAUCGUGCCAAGUAAAAAAAAUUAUGACAUAUGAACCAAUUUGGCUACAGAGAAAUUAUUAUGAACCAAUGCUAAGACUACAAAGACGGUUUAGUCCAGGUGAUGACGACGACGACGACGACGAUGAUGAUGAUGAUAAUAAUAACUAUACAACGUCAUCGAGCACUUGUGUUAUUUCUUAA